This is a messenger RNA of Lampris incognitus (smalleye Pacific opah), 2120 nucleotides long. RefSeq names its product hexosaminidase A (alpha polypeptide) (gene hexa). Gene Ontology annotation, biological process: ganglioside catabolic process; glycosaminoglycan metabolic process; carbohydrate metabolic process. The coding region runs from base 65 to 1657 and encodes 530 amino acids. Gene Ontology annotation, cellular component: membrane. The record is from RefSeq and is a predicted model, not a curated record. Lineage: Eukaryota; Metazoa; Chordata; Actinopteri; Lampriformes; Lampridae. The transcript has 14 exons. Gene Ontology annotation, molecular function: beta-N-acetylhexosaminidase activity.
CAGCGGACGCGUCGGCUUGUUUGUGCACGGAACGACAAAGAAAGGGACCGGCGAAAGCGUGGUCAUGUCGGCUCCCCGUGUAAAACGCCCCUCCGGGGCUGCGUUUUGUCGUCUGCUUCUAGUUCUGUAUCAGGUAGGCCGACACACGGCCGAGGGAGUGUGGCCUUUACCGCAAACUCGGACCACUUCCGCAGAGCGGUAUCCACUGAAAGCGUCGGGGUUCAACUUUCACUAUGCAAGGCAAUGCUCUGUGCUGGACGCGGCGUUCGGACGGUAUUUCUCCACCAUCUUCCCGGAUUACGCCUCAGAUAAUGCCGUUCUCCCUGUGAACAAGGAGGAGUCCUUUUCUUUGGUUGUGAAAUUGGACCAAGAAGACUGCGAGAGCUACCCGAACGCAGACUCCUCCGAAAGAUACAAGCUGAGUGUGUCUGCAAGGCAAGCAGCUCUGGAUGCGGAGACGGUGUGGGGUGCACUACGAGGCUUAGAAACAUUCAGUCAGCUGGUGUAUCAAGAUGACUUUGGCACAUUUUUCAUAAACAAGACAGAAAUAGAGGACUUCCCUCGGUUCCAAUUCAGAGGAAUUUUACUUGACACCUCACGUCACUAUUUACCUUUGCAGACUAUUCUAAAGACGCUGGAUGCGAUGUCUUACAAUAAAUUCAACGUAUUUCACUGGCAUAUUGUAGAUGACCCCUCAUUCCCAUAUCAGAGCCGCACCUUUCCAGAAAUUAGCAAGAAGGGGGCUUUUCACCCGAUGACUCACAUCUACACACAGUCAGAUGUGAGGAGAGUGAUUUCACACGCAAGGCUACGGGGAAUUAGAGUCGUGCCUGAGUUUGAUUCACCUGGCCACACACAAUCAUGGGGAAAAGGGCAGUCUGACUUGUUGACGCCUUGCUACAGAGGCAGCACCCCAUCAGGUACUUUUGGUCCUGUUAACCCAGCCUCGGCCUCCAGCUACCGGUUCAUGGCACAACUUUUUAAGGAAGUGGCCUCGGUGUUCCCUGAUCCCUAUAUUCAUUUAGGAGGGGAUGAGGUCGACUUCUCCUGCUGGAAGUCGAACCCUGAUGUCCGAGGAUUCAUGCGAAAGAUGGGAUUUGGAAGUGAUUACACUAAACUGGAAUCGUACUACAUGGAGACCAUUGUGAACAUAACAUCAGCUCUCAAUAAGACAUCCGUUGUGUGGCAAGAUGUGUUUGACUACCAUGAACAUAUUCCCAAGGAUACAGUGCUGCACAUCUGGAAGGGCCUCCCUGCUGAAUACAAGAAGGAGCUCGGCAGGAUCACCGAAGCAGGCCACCGGGUCCUGCUGGCUGCACCUUGGUACAUCAACCACAUUGCCUACGGCCAGGACUGGCGCCACUCCUACACUGUGCAGCCGCAGAACUUCUCAGGUACAGAAGAGCAGAAGAAGCUGGUGAUCGGGGGUGAAGUCUGCAUGUGGGGGGAGUAUGUCGACGCCACCAACCUGUCUCCACGUCUUUGGCCCAGGGCGAGCGCCGCGGCGGAGAGGCUUUGGAGCGACGAGCUGCAGACCUCCAGCGUGGAGCAGGCACGUCCUCGUUUGCAGAAUUUCCGCUGCACGCUGCUGAGGCGCGGCAUCCGGGCCGAGCCUCUUGUUGUCGGCCAUUGCCGACACGAGUACCAGGGCGUCUGAAGACCUUUCCUGGAAUAGCGCUACGAGCUUCUUCCAAGAUUAUUCAAGCUAAUGAAAAUCAACGUGGCCUUCUCAAACAAAUCCUUCAGCCGGGUUUGACACUCGCCUCAGUCCUCAGGGGUCUUUCUGUUUUUCUGCGGGACAGUUUAACUGGUCUUUAAAAAUCUCAUCACUUGUCUUGAAAAGAUCUGAUCACACUGAAAUAUGUCUUCUCGGGGAUACUAAGUGGGGAAAAAAAGACGUAUUAUUGCAAUGGCUACUUUGUAUGUAACAUUAAAUCCAAUUUAGUAAUGGCAACAGUUACUGUGAUCGGUGUAAGAAAUGCAGAAUGUGCCGCUACGCUGCUAAUAAGUAACCGCCAAAAUGUGGCGAUUUAGAUUCACUUCUGUACUGUGGUUACUUGAUAUUAUGUGGUUGUGUGAUAACAUGUCACAUGUUCUGGUGUGUGAAUAAACACUUUUUC